AUGGAGACUUUUUCACUUGGUCCUGGUCUUACUCUAUCAUCUGUAACAGAAACAAUUGGUCUUUUUAAGGAGGAAUUGGAGAAUGCAAUAUCUGUAAAGGAAACUCAGCUGAUCGGCAAUGUUGCUUUAGGUCUUGAGGUUGGCAGGGAAGAUGUUUCUAUUCCCAUUCGAAUCGUCUCCCCAAGGGAACCAGUUACAGGAAAUUCAGAUGAAAAUAAAGAUAUCGAUCCAAAUACUCUGAAGCUUAGUGGGGAUCAAGAAUUUCAGGUUAAUGCACAAAGUCAAGCGGACCCACCUGCUGCUAAUGAGCCAGAUAAUCUUAAGGAACUUUCAGUUGAGGGGAUCUGGAAUGAACCUGGCACGCCCCAUAGUUUAAAUGGAAUAUCCUCUUAUGAGGAGUUCUUGGAACAUCUGGAUCAACAGCUCAACAAAAUGGAAGCAGAGCUUGCCACAGUAUUAAGGUUCUCAACUUUGGUACUGGAAGGUGACGAGAAGCCGAAAAAUUCAAAGUUGCAGCAAACAGUGGAGAUUCUUGGUGGUAUUCGUGGCAUCAGAGGGAGAAUUGCAGGUAUGAUGCAGUCAAAAGUGAGAUAA
Ilex paraguariensis (yerba mate) is the source of this 594-nucleotide messenger RNA. Lineage: Eukaryota; Viridiplantae; Streptophyta; Magnoliopsida; Aquifoliales; Aquifoliaceae. The record is from the annotation of a GenBank genome assembly.